Messenger RNA from Nylanderia fulva, 825 nucleotides. RefSeq lists its product as uncharacterized. Gene Ontology annotation, molecular function: olfactory receptor activity; odorant binding. Gene Ontology annotation, biological process: detection of chemical stimulus involved in sensory perception of smell; sensory perception of smell. Gene Ontology annotation, cellular component: plasma membrane. NCBI's taxonomy places the organism in Eukaryota, Metazoa, Arthropoda, Insecta, Hymenoptera, Formicidae. The record is from RefSeq and is a predicted model, not a curated record.
AUGGACUUCGAAGGUAGCCGAUAUUAUGUUUUUAAUCGAAUAAUGUUAUCGUCUAUUGGAUUAUGGCCAUAUCAAAAGACAUGGCCUAUUCGAAUUCAAAGAUUCUUUUGCAUAAUUUGUAUUAUAUCUAGCAUAAUAGUCCAGUUACUCACAUUUACCACAUUUGAUUACAACUUGGAUAUCUUUCUUCAUAUUUUAUCGUGCUUGAUUCCUUGUUUCAUUAUCUUUCUAAAGUAUAUUACAUAUUGCAUAAAAAUUGAAUCGAUGCAAAAAUUAAUCGAUAUGAUAAAACAUGACUGGAAUAUGCUAAAAAGUAGAACGGAAUAUGAAAUAAUUCUAAGAUACACUUCUGUAGGAACAUUUUAUGCACAUAUGUUUGCAUUGAUCAUCUAUAGUAGUGUGAUAUUUGUCGCCUUCGUACAUUUAAUACCAAAUUUUCUCGAUCUUUUGGAGCCGCUUAAUCAAUCUCGUCCACAUCAACUGGUAAUAUUAUGCGAAUAUUUUGUUGAUAGUGAUGAGUAUUUUUAUCCUAUUCUUCUGCAUUGGAUCGUGUGUUUUUUUAUACUACUGUCUACAUUACUGUCUACUACAUCUAUACAUGUAGCCUGCAUACAGCACAUAUGUGGGAUGUUUGAAAUAGCUAGCUAUCGUAUCGAACAUGCUCUCGAUGAUUACGAAAACGAAAAUUUGAUUUCUACUAAAUGCUGCAUAGCUUGCUCCGGAAUAAUUAGUGCCAUCACCACUCACAGACGAGCUAUCGAGUUGGUAGUUUCUCUUCGCAUAAUUCAGGAUUUAAAUAUCAUUUAUAUGUUUCAUCAAACUUAA